This is a messenger RNA of Rhodamnia argentea, 3003 nucleotides long. Its product is annotated as pentatricopeptide repeat-containing protein At2g26790, mitochondrial-like. The transcript has 4 exons. The record is from RefSeq and is a predicted model, not a curated record. NCBI's taxonomy places the organism in Eukaryota, Viridiplantae, Streptophyta, Magnoliopsida, Myrtales, Myrtaceae. Bases 128 to 2497 code for a protein of 789 amino acids. Gene Ontology annotation, molecular function: protein binding.
AUUCGAAGGAAAUAGAAUUUCUACUGUUUUUUGGUCGGAAAUAGAACUUCUACUUGCCUCGCCGCCAAGUAGGGAUCUCUGUUGCACGAAGGCACAACUCCCUCCCCCUCCAUCCAUCCAGUGGGUGAUGUGGGUCUCCCCUGCAUUCGCAAGGGCCACGACCAAGCUCCUCUCUCCCUUUUCCUUCCCCAAACCCAAGUUCCUCUCCGCCUCCGCCUGUCUCCUCGACUCCGACCCUCCCGCCUCCGCCGCCGCCGCAGUGAACCGGCUUCAGCACCAGCCCGACCUCGCCUUCUCCUAUUUCCUUCAUCUGGACUCCUGUGGCUUCCCUCUCGACCCUCCCGCUUAUGCUUCCCUCAUCUCCAUCCUCUCCCCCUCCGCCUCCCGCUCCCGCCUCGAUUUCGUCUUCUCCCGCCUCAUCGCCUCCUUCCACGCCGCGCGGGCCUCUGCUAUUCCUUCCUUGCUUGAUUCUCUUGCUCUGCUGGGCGGCCCCCGUCUCCUACUUCGGUCGAUCGAUCUCCUCGUCAAGGCUUACGUUCGGGCUGGCCGCUUAGAUGAUGCCGUCGAUGCCUUGUUCUGCUUCAAGAGGGGCGCGCUUCUUCCCUGCGUCUCCACCUGUAAUUUCCUCCUCAACCGCUUGAUCGAGAGUCGCAAUCCCGCCGCCGCCGUCACUCUGUAUGAGCUGUUGAAGCGGGUCGAUUUUGUUCCCAAUAACUACACCUAUACCAUCUUCAUCAAGGCCCUUUGCAGAAUUGGCGACUUGGACGGAGCUUCUCGCGUGCUCCACCACAUGGUCGAGGCUGGGGUGGCCCCUGAUAGCUUUGCUUAUGCUACCUACAUCGAAGGCCUCUGCGCCCAUGGCGUCUCCCAUUUGGCUCAUCAGUUUCUCCUACAUUUGCGGGCUGCUGGUGUCUGCAUGAGUGUCUACGCUUAUACUGCAGUUGUCCGUGGUUUUUGUGCCGAAAUGAAGUUGGAAGAGGCCGAGGGAGUCCUGGUCGAUAUGGAAGAGCAUGGCAUUAUCGCUGAUGUCUACUGCUAUACAGCCUUGAUUCAUGGCCACUGCAGGACUUCCAAUUUGCCUCGAGCCUUGGCUCUCCACGAUUUUAUGCUGACAAAAGGUAUCAAGUCCAAUUGUGUCGUCAUUGGCAUCCUUCUCCAGUGCUUAUCUGAUAUGGGCAUGCCCGAUGAAGCAGUGCAUUAUUUUAAUAAGUUCAAAGGGUCGGGCAUUUUUCUGGACGAGGUUACGUACAAUAUCGCUGCUGCUGCUCUGUGCAAGCUGGGCCAGGUGGAAGCGGCGGCAGAGUUACUUGAAGAGAUGAAGGGCAAACAGAUGGCUCUUGAUAUUAUGCACUACACAACUUUGAUCAGUGGCUAUUGUCUCCGGGAUGACAUUUACGAUGCCUUGGCUGUGCUCCACCAGAUGAUGGAGGGAGGGUUUCAACCCGAUAUUGUCACUUACAAUGUACUUGCCCGCGGAUUUUCCCGGGCAGGACUUGUGAGUGACGUGCAUGAGCUUCUAAGACGUAUGGAUGCCUGCGGUGUGAAACCCAAUGAUGUCACACACAACAUGAUAAUUGAGGGCUUAUGUAUUGCAGGUAAAGUGGAGGAAGCUGAAGUGUUAUUCUCUGGCCUGCAAGGGAAGAGCGCAGAAAAUAAAGCUGCCAUGUUUAGGGGGUAUUGCCAAGCCAGCCAUUUGAGAAAGGCCUUUGACCUUUUCAUGGAGUUAUCAGAAGCAGAAAAAAAGUCAGUAAAGAAGAAUUCCUGCUUCAAAUUGCUAGCUAACCUUUUCGUUGAAGGUCAUCGUGUUAUGGCUUGUGAUUUACUCAACGAAAUGUCGGAACUCGACAUGGAACCAACUGGAGUGAUGUACAGCAUUUUGAUGGCUGCUCUUUGCAAAGCUGGCCUUAUGAUAAAUGCACAGUGGUUGUUUGAUAGAUGGGUGGGGAAGGGAUCAACCCCUGAUGUUGCCACCUAUACAUUAAUGAUAGAUGGAUACUUUCAUGCAAAUCAGUUGCAGGAAGCGCUUGAUCUUUUCAAUGAGAUGAGGAAUAAAGGUGUUGAGCCUGAUGUAAUUGCUUAUACAGUGUUACUUGAUGGUUAUUCAAAAGUAGGUCUUCGAAAGAAACGUUGCCUUCAUGGGGAAAACGAAGCACAGAAAGUGACAGGGGAUUCCGGGGCAAAUAAUGUCAUCAAAAGGCUUUUGCUGGAGAUGAAAGACAAAAUAGCACCUGAUGCAAUUUGUUAUACUGUUUUGAUUGACAGGCUUUGUAAGCGUGGCAACAUUGAGGAAGCCGAGGAUUUACUGAGGGAUAUGAUUGAAAGUGGGCUUCAGCCAGAUGUGGUAACUUACACAUCUCUUAUAUCUGGCUGCUGUAGUAGGGGAAACAUGGAAAGGGCUGAAUAUCUUUAUAAAGAAAUGUUGUUCAAGGGGAUAGCACCUGAUAUGCGGACCAUCUCUGUUUUAGUGGCUGAAUUGAAGCCUGAAAAGUGCAGAUAGUGAGGCAAGUAAGUGAUGAAAUCAAAGAGAUACUAGGUGCUGAUCUCAUAGUGUUAAGGUCAUGGAUUUCACAGGCGCCAAGAGCAAGAGCAGAGCGUCUUACCUUACAUGUGAUAUGACUACAGAAUAGAGAGCAGAAGCCUUUUGCAUAUACGUGGAAAUACUGGGCGGCUUCCUUGUGAUGCUUUGAGCUUUGUGCAAUAGCAUCUUUCUGUUGCGAUGGAUGAUUGAGACCUAAAUGUUUGCGAGUAUCCUAUUCCUCACUGAUCACAAAAGAAUAGGAUUGGAGACUGAGGCUUGAGACUGGAAUGAAGCAUGGAUUGGACAAUGAUACCGACCGGGACUAAAGGUUUACUUAACUGUAUAAGGUAUUAUACCAUUGACCGAUCGCAGUGAAGAGAAGUAAAGAAAGCAUGAAGUAAGUAGAGCAUGAAGUAAGCACUCCCGUGAACAGAAGAGUUGUCUUAUGGGCAGGUAUUCUAUUGACUAACCCCUUUUUCUCCCCG